Molecule: messenger RNA, 7131 nt
Organism: Fonsecaea erecta
Lineage: Eukaryota; Fungi; Ascomycota; Eurotiomycetes; Chaetothyriales; Herpotrichiellaceae
Exons: 5
Coding region: 1-7131 (2376 amino acids)
Cellular component (GO): cytosol
Molecular function (GO): oxidoreductase activity; zinc ion binding
Source: RefSeq, a predicted model, not a curated record
AUGUCGGGCAUCCCUGAAUUGGAAGAGGCCCUGCGCAAGCUCGACGAAGAGCUCGAGGAAGGAGAUAUCACUCGCAAAGGCUAUGAAAAGAGACGGACCCUUAUUCUUUCGCAGUACAUCAGUUCUCCGCCGCUGAGCCUCCAACCACAACCCCAAGCCCAGUCUCGAGGACUUCGCGUACACUCCCCUGACGAUAGCGAUCACCCUGCCUCCAAUGAAGACUCCAGAGCAGCUUCGCUUGCUGCCCUCACCGGCCGAUCAGUGGGCAGCACUUCGAGGAAUGGAACCAUGACUGAGGGCCAUCCCAGUAUGACCCGGCGGGCCUCGGUGCUCAGAGAUGAGUUCAACGAUCCCAGGAGAAGCGUCACGCCUCAAAGUCACAUUCAAAGAUUCCAAGAGAGGGAAACGGGAAGUCUUCCACAUGGCUCGAUGUCGGGAUCCUCCUUCGAUGGCCGGCGCGAAACCUUUUUGACUGCCAACGACCAGUCCCGCACCGAGACGCUGCUGAGCCAGAACUACGCUUUUAAUCCUGAUACUCAACAAAAUUAUGGUGUCAUCGAUACUCGCAACUCUACUAUGCUGGACUCGCAGCAAGGCUAUUUCUCGGAUUUUGCCGGUCAACAACGAGAAGACCACCAAGAGCAUUAUGGAGGGAAUGUACACAGAUACUCGCAGGGUGAGGUGACUUCGCCCACGGCCCAGGUGGCGCCGCCGUUUCUCGGUGCAGGUGAACUUGCUGGAGGUGCUGCUAUCCAUCAAAUGCCCCUGGAGCCGCGCGAAGUGCCAUUCGCCAUCUGUGACCCGCAUGAUUCGCACAUCGAGAUGUCCAGAUUUGAGAACAUCGCCGCCGUCCUUAGACAUCGGGCAAAGACAAAUCCCAAGCAGGCGGCCUACUGGGUGUUGGACCAAAGGGGGAAAGAGCUCGUUUCCAUCACUUGGGAGAAGCUAUGCAGCCGCGCAGAAAAGGUGGCUCAGGUCAUCCGCGACAAAAGCAGUCUUUAUAAGGGGGACCGAGUUGCGCUGAUCUACGUCGAGAAUGAAAUCAUUGAAUUUGCGGUGGCACUGCUGGGCUGCUUCAUCGCCGGCGUGGUGGCUGUUCCGAUCAACGACCUCAAGAAUUAUGCCAAAUUGAACGUGGUAUUGACGUCUACUCAAGCACAUCUCGCCCUGACCACGGAAGCCAACCUCAAGAAUUUUCAACGAGAUAUCACCGCCGCCAAGCUGAACUGGCCGCGAGGGGUGGAGUGGUGGAAGACCAACGAAUUCGGCAGCUAUCAUCCCAAGAAAAAGGGCGAGGAAGUUCCCCUGGUGGUGCCGGAUCUGGCCUAUAUUGAGUUCUCUAUGGCCCCGACCGGCGACCUCCGAGGUGUCGUGAUGAGCCACAAGACAAUUAUGCAUCAAAUGGCGACACUCAGUGCCAUGAUCACGUCGGCGACAAGCAACACCAAAGCUGACACCUUCAAUCCUUCUUUGCGCGACAAGCAAGGUCACUUGAUCACCGGCUCGAGACAUGGCGAAAUCAUGCUGAGCUAUCUCGAUCCGAGACAGAGCAUUGGUAUGAUCUUGGGCGUCUUGUUGAAUAUCUAUGGCGGACACACAAUGAUCUACAUUGAUCAACGGGCCAUCGAGACGCCGGGUCUGUAUGCGAAUCUCAUCACAAAGUACAAGACAACUCUGCUCGUGGCAGAUUACCCUGGGUUAAAACGUGCCGUAUACAACUACCAGGCGGACCCGAUGACGACGAGGAAUUUCAAACGGAAUUUUGAACCCAACUUCUCCAGUGUCAAGUUGUGUAUGAUUGACACCUUGACAGUCGACGUCGAGUUCCACGAAUUACUUGCAGAUCGCUGGCUGAAGCCACUCCGUAAUCCCCGGGCGAGGGAGAUUGUGGCCCCUAUGCUCUGCUUGCCCGAACAUGGUGGAAUGGUGAUCAGCAUGAGAGACUGGCUAGGAGGAGAGGAACGCAUGGGCUGCUCGCUCACCCACGAGAUGGACCGUGAUCAAGAAGCAGAGGAGAAGAAGGAAGAACAAAGCGCGAUUACAAAAUCCAGCUUCGGCAGUAGCCUCAUUGGAGGAGGAACCAAGCCGUCCAAAGAACGUUCGACGGAGGACUUGGGCGAAGUACUCCUGGAGAAAGAGGCUUUGAAGACAAAUGACAUCGUGGUGCUGGCCAUGGGCGCCGAGGCGAGAGCAAAGGCAGCGUCUUAUCCGCACGCUGUCCGAUGCGGCGCAUUCGGAUAUCCCAUCCCUGACGCUACCCUCGCCGUGGUUGAUCCCGAAUCAGGUCUGCUGUGCGCGCCAAACUCGAUAGGUGAGAUUUGGGUCGACUCUCCUUCACUUUCCGGAGGCUUUUGGGCGCUGCCGAAGCACACCGAAACGAUCUUCCAUGCUCGACCAUUUUGUUUCAAAGAAGGCAACCCGACCCCAACCGCAAUCGACCCCGAGUUUUUACGCACCGGUUUGCUUGGAUGUGUCAUAGAGGGCAAGAUCUAUGUCUUAGGACUGUAUGAGGAUCGACUCAGGCAACGGGUAGAAUGGGUCGAGCACGGGUUGGCGGUGCAGGAACAUCGCUAUUUCUUCGUCCAGCAUCUGAUUCUCAGCAUCAUGAGAAAUGUCCCCAAGAUCCACGACUGCUCCGCUUUUGAUUGCUUUGUCAACGAUGAACAUCUUCCUAUUGUUCUUCUAGAAUCCCCCUCGGCUUCAACGGCUCCAUUGUCAUCAGGCGGUCCACCACAACAGCUCGACAUUGCCCUGCUGGACUCUUUGGCGGAGAAGACGAUGGACGUACUGUACCAAGAGCAUCACCUCCGUGUAUACUGCGUCUUGAUUACAGCGCCAGGGAUUCUACCGCGGGUGACUAAGAACGGCCGGCGAGAAAUUGGCAACAUGCUUUGUCGCAAAGAAUUCGACAAUGGGGCACUUCCUUGUGUCCAUGUUAAAUUUGGUGUCGAGCGGGCUGUGAAAAAUCUUCCGGUUGGGGAGGACAUCAACGGUGGUAUCUGGUCGGUGAAUUCAAGUGCGGCAAGAAGCGACCUCCUAUACGACCAGGAGACUCAGUGGUCGGGUGUCGACCCUCGCGAGGUUGUCAUCGAUGACCGCACGUCAACGGCGCUGAGUAAUUUCACCAAUAUUUUUGACCUGAUGCAGUGGCGGGUGGCGCGACAAGCCGACGAACUCGCAUACUGCACGAUCGAUCAGCGAGGAAAAGAAGGGAAAGGGCUGACGUGGAAGAAGUUUGACCAUAGGGUGGCAGCCGUCGCCUUGUACCUCCGGAACAAGGUCAAGGUGAAGCCCAGCGAUCAUCUGAUUUUGAUGUACACUCACUCGGAAGACUAUGUGUUUGCCAUAUACGCAUGUAUGGUACUGGGAGCGAUCGCUAUUCCAGUUGCUCCUUUGGACGCCAACAGACUAUCAGAGGAUGCUCCCGCAUUUCUUCACAUUGUCGCUGAUAUGGGUGUGAAGGCCGUUCUAUGCAACACUGACGUCGACCACUUAUUCAAACAGAAAAUCGUCUCGCAGCAUCUCAAACAGUCUGCGCAGUACCUGAAAACGCAUAUUCCAAGCGUCUAUAACACAGCGAAACCGGCAAAGCAGUCUCACGGGUGUAGAGAGCUCGGUUUGACGAUCAAUCGUUCUUGGAUAUCUCCCACGAAUCCGGUGCUUAUAUGGACAUAUUGGACGCCGGAUCAGCGUCGGGUCUCUGUUCAGCUGGGUCACGACACCAUUCUGGGUAUGUGCAAGGUCCAGAAGGAGACGUGCCAAAUGACCAGCUCGAAACCGGUGCUCGCCUGUGUGCGAAGUACGAUCGGCAUAGGGUUUCUUCAUACCGUCCUCAUGGGCGUGUACAACGGCAGCACCACUUAUCUGAUCUCGCCGCUCGACUUUGCGCAGAAUCCUGGCUCGCUGUUUCAGGCGUUGUCCCGGUACAAAGUCAAAGAUACGUAUGCGACCAGCCAAAUGCUGGAUUUUGCCAUGGGUCACGUCGUCGGCAAAGGUUUCUCCCUGCACGAGUUGAAGAAUCUCAUGGUGACGACCGAGUCGAGACCUCGUCUUGAUUUGUUCUCGAAGGCUAGGCUCCAUUUCGCUCAGACAGGACUCGAACGGACCGCCAUCAACACGAUAUAUGCACACGUCCUCAACCCCAUGAUCGCGUCCCGGAGUUACAUGUCAAUCGAACCAAUCGAGCUCUGGCUUGACGUGCGUGCCCUGAGAAGAGGUCUCAUCUAUCCGGUCGACCCAGACACCGAUCCGACCGCUCUGUGUGUCCAAGAUUCGGGCAUGGUACCGGUUUCUACCCGCAUCGCCGUGGUUAAUCCGGAAACCUGUCAACUAUGUCAUGUGGGGGAAUUUGGCGAAAUCUGGGUUCAGUCGGAAGCGUGCGCAAAAUCCUUCUACAUGUCGAAACAGGUGUUUGACGAAGAACGGUUCAAUGGACGCAUCUUGGGCGGGGAUCCAAAUGCAACCUAUGUCCGAACAGGGGAUCUGGGAUUUCUGCACAAUGUCACCCGACCUAUUGGACCGGGCGGGCAGCCUGUGGAGAUGCAAAUAUUGUUCGUGCUGGGCAGCAUUGGCGAGACGUUUGAAGUUAACGGUCUCAACCACUUCCCGAUCGACAUCGAGAGCACCAUCGAAAAGUGUCAUCGAAACAUUACUCCCGGUGGGUGUGCUGUCUUUCAGGCCGGUGGUAUGGUUGUUGUGCUGGUCGAAGUCUUCCGAAAAUCAUAUAUGGCGUCGAUUGUGCCAGUUAUCGUCAAUGCCGUCCUCCAUGAGCAUCAAAUUAUUGUCGAUAUUGUGGCGUUUGUGGGCGAUGGGGAUUUCCCCAGAAGCAGAUUGUCGGAGAAGCAGAGAGGCAAGAUCCUGGCUUCGUGGGUGACGCGAAAGCUACGCACCAUUGCUCAGUUCGGCAUUCGAGACGGCGAUGGAGCCGAGGGGCAGAUGUCUUCCGCACCUGGUGAACGCAAAGCUCCCAGUAUGGUGAGCAAAACUCUCUCCGUGAAUCAACCAGAUCAGCGGCGUGCCUCGAUCGCGUCGGAGUCUCGGGGAAAUGGCCAAGGAGACAGAAUCUCCAAUCGAUCGAGCAUCGUGCCAGAACUGCCCUUCUCGUUGCCCCCGAACCAUUAUCAGAUUGACCCGACCGGCCUCUACGACCCCGGCGCAUCCGAUAGCAAGCAAACUGGAGUAUCGCUCAGCGACAAACCUUAUACUCUUCCGGAAGGAGUAGUUGAGAUGCCAACGAGUAACUUCGACGACAUGGACGAGACCUCCAAUCCCUACCUUACGGACGAGAAAUUCUUCGACCCGAACGCCGACCCAGACCAACAACUUGACGACUACACGCCUCAAGGCUCGCAACUGGACCUCGCGCGGGGAGGACCGCCCAAGCUAUCGCUGGUCAACCCGAAUGAGUAUUCGGUGCACGGCAGCAACGACAAUACCCCGACCUCGUACACGGCAACCGCCACGCCGACAUCCGCCAUCCCGAACGCAUUGAGAUCCCCCGUGGAGCACCGUCUGGACAGCCCCUAUGAAGACCAAGGCAACCCAUUCCGAAACUCCAUCCCCGCGUCGGUGCCCAGCUUUGAUUUCAUCACCCACUCAGUGUCCUCGCCGUCGGCGGCGACCAGAAACCCUGUGUCGGCCCGAGAGCAAAUGGCCAGUGCCAGCGCGGCCUUCAACAAGGUGACCUCUCCCACGCCGGCCAGUCCCACUACCACCGGCGGCCGUGCGCUUCUUCCUAGCCAGCAAGCGCGAUACCCCAACUACGGCGCGAAUUCCAAGCCCCUGCCGCGCCGACAGUCAAGCGACCAUUCGUACGAAGUCAAGGAUCUGCCGCAGGAGGCGUUGACCUAUGCUGCGUCGACGCACAGCCGCAGAUCUGGGUCGUCGACGUACCUGGGGGACCAGAACCCGGAUUCCAAUUCGCUACAUGCCAGUGACGGACGGCAGAGCGUGGACAUGCGUUCCAACCCUGGUCCAAACACUGCCAGAGAAGCUGAGAUCGACGUCGUCGUCAUCACCACCAUUGCCAAUAUGCCUCCAGCUACCAUGCGUGCCGUUGUCCUGAAGGGCAACUUCCAUGUCGAAGUCGAAGAUAGACCCUAUCCGAAGCUCCAGAAACCCACUGACGCCGUGCUCAAAGUCACGUCGACUGCUCUCUGCGGCUCCGACCUCCACUUCUACCGUGGCCACCUGAAGUGCCCGCCGAACUUCGUGUGUGGACACGAAUUCGUGGGCACCAUCGCCGAGAAGGGCGACGCCGUCACCAACUUCCAGAUUGGCGACAAGGUCGUCGUGCCCUUUUACACCGCCUGCCAGGAAUGCUACUACUGCGUGCGUGGCCAGGCCAGUCGCUGCGUCAACGGUGAACUGUUUGGCAAUUCGGUCCCCGCCAACACCGUCGACGGGGGCCAGGCCGAGUACGUGCGCGUGCCAUUGGCGAAUACGACCCUGGUCAAAGCCCCGACCGGAAUCCCCGAGGAAAUGCUCGUGCUCAUGGCCGACAUCUUCCCGACGGGCUACUUCGCGGCGUCGCGGUUCCUGAAGAACCUGCCGCAGCGCGACCGCGACGAGUUCACCACGGUGGUGAUCGGGUGCGGGCCCGUGGGCAUCUGCGCCAUCACCUGCGCGCUGACCAUGGUCAAGACGGUGUAUGCGAUCGACUCGGUGCCGGAGCGGCUGGCGGAGGCCGAAAAGAUCGGCGCCAUCCCCAUCAACCUCAACGACAACCCCGUCGAGAAGAUCAAGGCGGCUAGCGGCGGGCGCGGCGCGGACGUCGUGCUCGAGGUGGUCGGCCACACGGACGCCUUCAUGCUGGCCUUCGACAUGAUCCGACCCUUUGGCCAGAUCUCGUCCAUCGGCGUGCACACGGAGCCGAUCCCGCUCAACGGCCUGCUGUGCUACGGCAAGAACGUGACCAUGGCCUUUGGCCGGUGCCCUGUGCGCAGCAUCUUCGAGGAUGCCCUCGCCAUCUUGGUCCAGGAGCAGAAGAAGGUCGCCUUCCUGUGCGGCCGCACCAUGUCCCUCGAGGACGCGCCCCAGGCGUACAAGGACUUUGAGGCUCGCAAGGUCCACAAGAUCGUCUUCAAGAUGCCGGGCGAGCAGACCGGUCAGGCUAUUGCGGAUAAGGUGUAA